AUGUCAAGUUUGAAGAAUCGACACUCGAAGUCGUCGGUGGAAUCAGGCGUCCACGAAGAAAACCUCCAGGUUACAGAACAUAAGGUUUCUCCGAUGGAGGGCAGUGCGCUCACAAACCCAACUGGCAGAAAGACGAGUAAAAUUGGCAGCAACUCCGGGGAGAACACAGUUGAACUGAAAAGAACUAUAAAUCUAUUGAAUGGCGUUGCUAUCAUUGUGGGUAGCGUAAUCGGUUCGGGGAUAUUCGUGACACCCAUCGGGGUAGUGAAGGAAGCUGGUUCUGUCGGACUGUCGUUGAUCAUUUGGGCUGUGUGUGGGUUGUUAUCUACAGUGGGGGCCCUGUGCUAUGCUGAAUUAGGGACCACCAUCUCCAAAUCUGGUGGAGAUUAUGCCUACAUUCUUGAGGUCUAUGGGUCUCUUCCUGCAUUCCUAAAACUCUGGAUAGAACUGCUGAUCAUCCGCCCUUCUUCUCAGUACAUCGUUUCUUAUGUAUUUGCUACUUAUUUACUCAAACCCGUCUUCCCGUGCUCUCGAGUACCAGAAAAUGUAGUUAAAUUGGUCGCCUGCCAGUGUAUAUGUAAGUCAGUUUGCUUUGUGAGAUGCAUAUCUUCUCUCAGCUAUGGACUGUGAAUGAACCUAUGUUGAACCUGUAUUUCCUGUCUGCUUACAUCGACUACUAAUCAAAUUCCAUGCUUCAUAAACGACAGGUGUAGAUAGACUAACAGUGAAACGAGUACUUACGGGUCCUUACCAACAAUGCUGAGAGAAAGAAAGUAGAGAAAUAAUAGAAAAAAAUAAAAUAAUAUUAAUAAUAAUAAAAUAAUAAAAAUAAUAUAAAAACAUGUAAUAAUAAAUAUACAAUGAGUAACGAUAACUAGGCUAUAUACACGGGGUACCAUCCGAGUCGAUGUGCAGGGGUGCAAGGUAAUUGAGGUAGAUCUGUACAUAUUACUAGGAAUAAAAUGACAGAUAAUAAACAGUAUCAGCAGCAUAUGUGAUGAGUCAAAAAAUGUUAGUGCUAGAAGGGUCAAUGCAGAUUGUCCGGGUAGCUAUUUGGUUAACUAUUUAGCAGUCUUAUGGCUUGGGGGUAGAAGCUGUUUAGGGCCCUGUCGAUGUGAAUGGGGGCGUACUUGGCCCUCUGUUUCCUGUAGUCCACGCUCCUUUCUCUUGCUGAUGUUGAGGGAGAGUUUGUUGUCUCUGACCUCCCUAUAGGCUGUCUCAUCGUCGUCGGUGAUCAGGCCUAACACCGUAAUGUCGUCGGCAAACUUAAGGAUGGUGUUGGAGUCGUGCGGGGCCACGCAGUCAUGGGUGAACAGGGAGUACAGGAGGGGAAUAAGCACGCACCCCUGAGGGGCCCCCGUGUUGAGGGUCAGCGUGGCGGAUGUGUUGUUGCCUACCCUCACCACCUGAGGGCGACCCAUCAGGAAGUCCAGGAUCCAGUUGCAGAGGGAGGUGUUCAGUCCCAGGGUCCUUAGCUUAGAGAUGAAGUUGGAGGGAACUAUGGUGUUGAAUGCUGAGCUGUAGUCAAUUAACAUCAUUCUCACCUAGGUGUUCCUCUUGUCCAGGUGGGAAAGGGCAGUGUGGAGUGCAAUAGAGAUUGCGUCAUCUGUUGGGGCUGUAUGUGAAUUGGAGUGGGUCCAGGGUGUACGGGAUGAUGGUGUUGAUGUGAGCCAUGACCAGCCUCUCAAAGCAUUUCCUGGCUCCAGAUGUGAGUGUUACGGGGCGAUAGACAUUUAGACAGGUCACCUUGGCGUUCUUGGGCACAGGGACUAUGGUGGUCUGCUUGAAACAUGUAGGUAUUACAGACUGGGUCGGUGGGAGGUUGGAAAUGUCAGUGAAGACACUUGCCAGCUGGUCAGUGCAUGCUCUGAGUACUCGUCCAAAUAUCCCAGCUAGCACAAUGAGUGCUUGUUUCCUUUUGAAAUGGGGUCUGUUUGAAUAGAAUCAAAUAAACAGCUUUUUAUCCGCAAAAAAAAAAAAACAUGGCAUGCUAGCUCCAUCCUGGUGGCACAGUGGACUAAUUCCAUGGAUAGAGAACAGAAGAUCGUAGGUUGGAAUCUCACUGAUGCCGUGUCACAAUAAAACAUGUGGUUGCAUGAUUAAUGCCUAAGGAAAUGUCCGUGUGUCCUAUCUGUGCUGGGAGUUAAACACAGUUAACCCCAAAAAUGAGCUAUCAGUGUUAUUAAAAGUCUUAUUGAAACGUUCAGGCUUCGUUCCCAGAACCAAUGGAAACCAAAAACCUACGCUCCCACAACUUCCAAGGAACCAGAUGUGCUAGCUGGGGAUGGUCACAUGGUUGUAAAGUUCAGGAAGUGAAUGUGUCUCAGUCUCACUCAGGUUGGCAUAAGGACAGGAUUCCACUUUCACUUUCCACUUCCUUUUCUCAGGGUCAGAAUCUUCAGCUCUGGUGUAUUUGUAUUUAUUAUGGAUCCCCAUUAGUUCCUGCCAAGGCAGCAGCUACUCUUCCUGGGGUUUAUUAUAGAUCCCCAUUAGUUCCUGCCAAGGCAGCAGCUACUCUUCCUGGGGUUUAUUAGGGAUCCCCAUUAGUUCCUGCCAAGGCAGCAGCUACUCUUCCUGGGGUUUAUUAUGGAUCCCCAUUAGUUCCUGCCAAGGCAGCAGCUACUCUUCCAGGGGAUUAUUAUGGAUCCCCAUUUAGUUCCUGCCAAGGCAGCAGCAACUCUUCCUGGGGUUUAUUAUGGAUCCCCAUUAGUUCCUGCCAAGGCAGCAGCUACUCUUCCUGGGGUCCAAACACAUUAAAGCACUUACAUUACAUAUAAAACAAAAUAUAAAACAGUACAUCAUAUAACAUUAUUACACCACAACAUAUCUACAAUACAACAUCUAUAAUACCACCAUACAACAAUAUGACAAUGUAGGUGUGUGUAGAGUGUGUGUGCUAGCGUAUGUGUGUGUCUGUACCUGUGUGUCUCUUCACAGUCCCCAUUGUUCCAUAAGGUGUAUUUUUACCUGUUUUUUUAAAGUCUGAUUCUACUGCUUGCAUCAGUUACCUGAUGUAGAAUAGAUUCUUUGCUCUAUGUAGUACUGUGCGCCUCCCACUGCAAACGGAUGCCCUUAGGACAGCAAUUAUUCUAGCCAGGUGGAAGGAACCAGCUGUCCUGUCUGAUUGCUGUGUUCACCAUUUUGUUUUACUGUGAAAUGAAAUAGAAUGGUGAACACAGCGAUCAGGCUGGUUCCAACAGGCUAGCAAUUCUCCCCUAACCUGUGGAAUAAACGUGUCUCUGUGUGUCUGUGUGUCUGUGUGUCUGUCUGUGUGUCUGUGUGUCUGUCUGUCUGCCUGUGUCUGUGUGUCUGUCUGUCUGCCUGUGUGUGUGUGUGUGUGUUCCAGUGCUCUUGACAGCAGUGAACUGCUGGAGUGUGAAGGCUGCCACGCGGGUCCAGGAUGUCUUCACUGCAGCCAAGCUCCUCGCUCUGGUACUCAUCAUCAUCCUCGGCUUUGUGCAGAUUGGCAGAGGUGAGAAGUAGACACACACACACACAGACACACACACACAGACACAGACACACACACAGACACACACACACACACACACACAGACACAGACAGACAGACCGAAGUGCUAGAUACACACACACACACACACACACACACACACAGACAGACCGAAGUGCUAGAUACACACACACACACACACACAGACAGACCGAAGUGCUAGACACACACAGAAGUGUUGAAUAAGAGGUUUUGUUGCAAUCUGUCAGUGAUAUCUUCUUAAUCUGUCAGUCCACUCACAAACUUUCUGAUCUUUUCAGGAGGGACGGAGCGUCUUUGGCCAGAGAACGCAUUCGAAGGGACAAGGAUGGACGUUGGCAGCUUUGGGUUGGCCAUGUACAGUGGGCUGUUUGCCUACGGAGGCUGGUAGGUAGGGAGGAGGAGGCCGCUAGGUAGGGAGGAGGGAACAGAACUAGUGUUUGGCAUAACUCCGUGUCCGGCUCCCAGACCCAAAUUAAACCUACUCCUGGACUACAAAAACACUUUACCUGCUUCUUAGUCUGGUCCAGUGUCCAUGUAUUUAUUAUUAACAUUUUAAACCGUUCAAAUGUGUGUCUAGUUUGAAUAAAUAACACGCAUGUAAAAGUAAGCUAGGUGAAUGAAGAGGUCACCUGUAGACAUGAUGAAUGCAGCACUGUUCAUAAUGAUAUAGGCCUACUGUCUGUCUGGCAUCUCUGGUAGUUUUUUAUUUUUUUUUGUCAUUUUGCAGACGCUCUUAGCCAGAGUGACUUACAUAUAUAUAUUUUUUCAUACUGGCCCCCCGUGGGAAUCGAACCCACAACCCUGGCGUUGCAAAUGCCAUGCUCUACCAACAGUUGUUCAUAGUGAUAUAGGCCUACUGUCUGGCAUCUCUAGUACAGUUGUUCAUAGUGAUAUAGGCCUACUGUCUGUCUGGCAUCUCUAGUACAGUUGUUCAUAGUGAUAUAGGCCUACUGUCUGGCAUCUCUAGUACAGUUGUUCAUAGUGAUAUAGGCCUACUGUCUGUCUGGCAUCUCUAGUACAGUUGUUCAUAGUGAUAUAGGCCUACUGUCUGGCAUCUCUAGUACAGUUGUUCAUAGUGAUAUAGGCCUACUGUCUGUCUGGCAUCUCUAGUACAGUUGUUCAUAGUGAUAUAGGCCUACUGUCUGUCUGGCAUCUCUAGUACAGUUGUUCAUAGGGAUAUAGGCCUACUGUCUGGCAUCUCUAGUACAGUUACAUUAAACAAUUAUUUUAAUUUGUUUUUUUCACAGGAAUUCUUUGAAUUUUGUGACAGAAGAGAUGAUCGAGCCAUACAAGUAAGUCACCUGUAGUGCACUAUAUAUAAGGUAUACUAGGGUACCAUUUCACGAUCUCUCUUCGCAGUCCCAAAGUCAGUCGCUACUUCAUAGUGAUACUGGUCAUGACUAGGGAUGACUCCUAUUUCAGAUUCCCCUCAUCCGUUUCACCUGUACUACCAUGGUGACGGGGAAGGAGGAAGUUUACCCUUGACCUUUCCUUGACCCUUGUGGUGUGUAUCUGCAGGAACCUGCCGCGUGCCAUAAAGAUCUCCCUGCCCAUGGUGACGGUGGUGUAUGUCCUCACUAACCUGGCCUACUUCACCACCCUCAGCCCUGAGGAGAUGGUGGCUUCAGAGGCCGUGGCAGUGGUGAGACUACCAGCAUGAAGUUACUCACUCACUGUAGGCCACACACACACACCACACACACAAAACACAACACACACCACACAAACACACAAAAACCCCCAAAACCCCACCACACACCCCACACAAGCUUCCCCCAACUCCAAUUAACGUGGGGCCUGCAGGACUUUGGGAACACCACCCGGGUGAUGGCCUGGACACCCUGUGUUUUGGGAGUUUUUUUGGCUCCGUCAAAGGAUCCUCUUCACCCCAGGUACAUACCACACACACCCCCACACACGCACAACCACCCCCUCACGCCCGCUGACCUAAAAAAAUAACCUUUAAAGCAAUCCACAGGGCAACUUACAUGUGGUGGGUGGUACCUGUUUUAAGAGCUUCCUCCGUCUUUAGGGUUUUUUUUGGUUGGGGGGGGGGGGGCACGGGGGGUCCUGCCCCUUGUUGCCUUGUCCCACCCCCAUCUGGCCCCUCAGCCUUCAUUUUAUUUUACGUGGUUGUAUUUUUUUUCCCUUUUCCAGUAUAAUACGGUGUGUAGUUCUUCUCUCUAUCUAAAUUUUUAUAUAUUUUUUUUUCUUUUCCUUUCUUUUUUUUUUCCCUUUUUUUUGGAUAAUGAGGUUGUUGUUUUUGUUUUUUUGUUUGUCCUAAAGCUCCCUUUUUUUUAAUCCUACCCCCUUUUCUUCCCCUCUUCGGCAUUGCUCUUUUUCUUUGUGUUGUUAUUUUCUCUUCUCUAAGUGCAUAAAAGACGGGUGGGAUGUUUUCUCUCUCUCCAGUGCAAAUGACGGUGCUUUUAGUUUCCUCCUCUCGGGGGAUUUAAAGACGGUGUGAUGUUUUCUCUUUUCUAGGGGUAAUGCGGUGCUGUAUGUUUCCCUUUUUUCUUCUCAGGGCUAA
Messenger RNA from Coregonus sp. 'balchen', 6020 nucleotides. The record is from the annotation of a GenBank genome assembly. NCBI's taxonomy places the organism in Eukaryota, Metazoa, Chordata, Actinopteri, Salmoniformes, Salmonidae.